Molecule: messenger RNA, 2199 nt
Organism: Liolophura sinensis
Lineage: Eukaryota; Metazoa; Mollusca; Polyplacophora; Chitonida; Chitonidae
Product: protein Dr1-like
Exons: 3
Coding region: 527-1069 (180 amino acids)
Biological process (GO): negative regulation of transcription by RNA polymerase II; RNA polymerase II preinitiation complex assembly
Cellular component (GO): negative cofactor 2 complex
Molecular function (GO): TBP-class protein binding; RNA polymerase II general transcription initiation factor activity; protein heterodimerization activity
Source: RefSeq, a predicted model, not a curated record
UGUGCGAAAAUACUUUCCAUUUUUUGAACACUUUUAUGUGCUUCACAAAAUUUAGAUCUACCUCGCCAUGGGUAAACUGAUCGUACUGUCAUCAGAGGAUUUCGCGGGGCAGUUGUUGGACCGAUAGCAGAUUUUGGAGGGAUACCCUUUUCUAUAUGCACCCGUUGUUGUUUUACCAACGAUAUCACACAGUUGGUCACAUGAACACGCAAGAGAUCAGUGACUGCACCCAACUGAACCGUGGAGUUAAAAGAAAAUUGCUUCUGGUGGUUACUUUUAUAUCGCUUUUAUAUGGUCAUAACAACAGGACUCUAAUAUUGGUGCACUGAAUAUUUAAUUUGUCUAUGCCAGUGUUUGUGUUGUCAAAAGUUGCGAAAGAUCGACUCCAAACAGGUUCAGGUGGACGAAGAAUGAUGUAGCCAUAGCUGUUUCAAUUAAACACAUUAUUUGUGGUCGAAGAGAUUUAGGCCUCCAAUAAUUUUUUUUCAAACUGCAGUAGCCAUCUGGAAACAAUCCUCGUUCCAAGAUGGCAGAUAACCGUGAAGAUGAUGAUUUAAGUAUUCCUCGUGCGGCACUGAACAAAAUGAUCAAAGAACUUGUGCCAAAUGUUCGAGUGGCAAAUGAUGCUCGUGAGCUUAUAUUGAACUGUUGUACAGAAUUCAUACAUCUGGUGUCGUCAGAAGCAAACGACAUCUGCAAUAAACAACAGAAGAAAACGAUUUCGCCAGAACACGUGUUGGGAGCAUUGGACAGCCUUGGAUUUGGUACCUACAAGGAUGAUGCCAUGGCAGUGCUAGCAGAAGCAAAAGCUGUGGCUGCCAAAAAGCGAAAAGGAAGUUCACGUUUGGAAAACUUAGGAAUCCCAGAAGAAGAGUUGCUACGGCAACAACAAGAGCUCUUUGCAAAGGCGCGGCAAGAACAGGCCAUCUUAGAACAACAGCAGUGGUUACAGAUGCAAGCGGCCUUGUUACAACAACAACAGCAACAGCUACAACAACAACAAUGUCCUCAACCGCCAGUCAUUCAACCUCCUUUUGAAUCCAGUGGUCCUCAAGACGAUUACUCUUAACAACAACAACAUCAAUUCCUGAUAAGGAGAGAAACAAUAUUAUUAUUAUUAUUGAGAAAAUUCUCAAGUUGUAUAUUUCUUUGGUUAUCAUAGGAAAAGGUAAUUUGUUGAACAAUGGAAUUCUGGGAUUCAACUCUGUUUGAUGGUUUUUAAAGAAGAUGAACUUUGCAAAAGUUGUGAAGGGUGCGUGCUAAGGUCAGCUGAAAACCUUACCCUCAGACGGCUGCCCCCUUUCCCACCGGCACUCACUCUCUGCCCUUAGGAUGCUUUUUAGCCCUAUCCUGAACUGUAGGCCUACAUGUACAUGGACUAAUUAAUGAUGUCAUAUUGCAUCAGAGAUUUAUAGGGGAGACUUGGGAAGGAUGUCUCCCUGAAAAUGGAAAGUGCCAUAUUCAGUGGUUAUGUUAAACAUGAGGGAGAUUGUACAGAAUUACAGGUUUAUCUGACUGACUGACUGACUGAAGCUUCUGGCCAUGGAAGCACAGAUUUGAUACCUGUGUUUGUUUUUUUCAAUCGUUGGAUGAUGAGUUGCUGUCCCCCUACCCGCGUUGUUCCUAAGGCUUUAUUUUUCGAAUUAAUGACUCUUACUUUGCACAAAGCUGUCCAGGUGAUGGCAUACGUAGGAAAGUUUGUCAUUAAUAUGCCCAAGGCUGGUGGUUUACUUCAUGCACUCCUGAUCCCCUAGACCUGGGGCCACUUCACAAAACUUUUUCGUAAAUUUUCUCAUACAUGACGUUGCCUUAUAACGGCACUGUAAAUCGAACGUCUUUUGCAAAAAAAAAAAAAGUUCUGAGAAAUGUGACUUACGAAGUUUUGUGAAAGUGGCCCCCAGUUUUAAAUAUUUAGUAAAAUAUACUUGAGUAUGUCAUUGAACACCAAUGUGGUUAAUCAAUCUACAAUUUCUUAAAAUGGAACAUGGUGGGUGAAUGUCCUGCGUUAAGGUGACUUCUUGCUCAUGUCCAGCAUCAUGAAGUUAGAUACAGUGCCAGUAUAAAUGUGGCAUCCUUUUCAAUAAAAAGCUGACAUUUUAUAUCCUUAAUAUGCAGUUUUUGAGUUACAUCACUACGGCAACAGGGUGAUGUCCCAGUGUAAUUGAUGUAGCGGCUUCACAGCAGAGGAGGGCUACUUCC